Desarmillaria tabescens is the source of this 1681-nucleotide messenger RNA. RefSeq names its product dihydrouridine synthase-domain-containing protein. The record is from RefSeq and is a predicted model, not a curated record. The transcript is spliced from 6 exons. The coding region runs from base 94 to 1308 and encodes 404 amino acids. Lineage: Eukaryota; Fungi; Basidiomycota; Agaricomycetes; Agaricales; Physalacriaceae. Gene Ontology annotation, molecular function: flavin adenine dinucleotide binding; tRNA dihydrouridine synthase activity. Gene Ontology annotation, biological process: tRNA processing.
AGUCCUCCUACCGCCAUCACCAUUCCAUUAGCACGGCUUUUUCGCGCCCUGCGGGCUAAAAUCAAUGCGGGAGACCUCAUACUCCAUACAAAAAUGACGACGGAAAAAUUGGGAGGAUAUGAGUUCUAUCGAAAUGUCCUGGGCAGUCCGAAAUACAUUGUAGCCCCGAUGGUGGACCAAAGCGAACUCGCAUGGAGAAUUUUUUCUCGACGCUACGGUGCUCAGCUUGCAUAUACGCCAAUGAUUAACGCGAAGAUGUUUGCCGAUGAUAUUCAUAAGAACACUUGGAAAAAGAACUUUGAUUCAGAAUCUGGUGAAGAAGGAGAUCCGACGAUUGACCGGCCUCUCAUCGUCCAAUUCUGUGCAAACGAUCUAGAGAAGCUACUGAUAUCCGCCAAAGCAGUAGAGGCUCACUGUGAUGCCGUGGAUAUCAACCUCGGAUGUCCUCAAGAUAUCGCAAAGAAGGGGAAGUAUGGUGCGUUCUUGCAGGAUGACUGGGACUUGAUCUAUCGACUGAUCAAUAUCUUGCAUACGAAUCUUUCUAUUCCCGUGACGGCGAAGUUCAGAGUAUUUCCGACAGUGGAGAAGACGAUCGAAUAUGCUAAAAUGUUGGAGCGCGCCGGGGCCCAGAUUUUGACAUGUCAUGGGCGAAUACGAGAGCAACGAGGGCACCUAUCAGGUCUCGCGGACUGGGACAAAAUUCGUGCGGUGAAGGAAGCCGUUUCGGUCCCCGUAUUUGCUAACGGGAACAUACUGUACCCUUCCGACAUUGCAAAGUGCUUAAAGGCUACGGGCGCCGACGGAGUUAUGAGUGCCGAAGGACAACUCUACAAUCCAGCCCUUUUUGCGAACGUCCCUACCGACGUAGAGGAACUCUCCAAUCACAAAUUACUCGAGCAGCAUAUCCCUCAUGUCGACUUGGCUCUGGAAUAUCUGUCUAUUGUUCAAUCUCUAAAGACACACACUUCGAUAAGUGCCAUCAAAGGUCACCUGUUUAAAAUUCUACGACCGGGUCUAUCGCACGACAAAGAUCUUAGGGAGAAGCUGGGGAAAACAAUUAUAAAAAAGGAUCAAGACUGGAGACAUGGCGGGUUACAACCCUACAUUGAUGUUUGCAUGGAGCUGAAGGAGCGAAUGGAGGCGAACGCGAAGGCAGCUUUAGGUCAAGAUUCGGAUAAACUGGUUACGCUCGACAAAUCCACUGGAUUACCUGUUCUUCCGCACUGGCUAGCUCAACCAUAUUUCCGGCCACUGCGGGAAGGUACUUGGACAUUUUAUCUGUUGUCAUCUGCGCUAAUCUUCAUCUAGUAGCUACAAAAGGCGUUACCAAAUCGACGGAAGGUAUUCCUGCGAAGCGUCAACGUUCCGAAGCAGAAGGAAUCGCUGAGGACGAGAGUAAAAGACUGAAAUUGGAUGUGGAAUACCAGCCAGUCGAGACGCUCCAUAUCGUAACGUAGAUCACUUCUGUAUAACCUCUUCCAUUAGAUUCAUCCGCAGGUUUGCGUUUAACGUUCAUACCUUACUUGUAGACUUGUAUGUUAGAUUUAUAAUUUCAGUGUACCCUACUUUCGCUAGAUUGUCCUUUUAUUGUAUAAUGACCCAGGCCGGGGCCUUCACCGGUGCUCACUGUAAAAAUAUAUGGACUACAAUAUAACACUGCAUAUAGCCUACAGUCAUGACA